Molecule: messenger RNA, 213 nt
Organism: Paracoccidioides brasiliensis Pb18
Exons: 2
Coding region: 1-213 (70 amino acids)
Source: RefSeq, a predicted model, not a curated record
AUGUCGCCAUUUCAUUCCGGCGCCUGGAAAGAUGGGAGAUCUCUGGAAGUGGAGGCUGAAGGUCGUCUCAUCAUUCCCAACCGCAAGCUUCUGAGUAGUACAAUGAAGAUCUCUGUGGGCCUGGUUACGGUGAUUGCGAGACUUUCGAUACUGGCCUCCCUCUCUGACAUACCUGGGGAAACACAGGUGGUCGAAACAGCUGGCGAGAACUAA